Molecule: messenger RNA, 390 nt
Organism: Aureobasidium musti
Lineage: Eukaryota; Fungi; Ascomycota; Dothideomycetes; Dothideales; Saccotheciaceae
Source: the annotation of a GenBank genome assembly
AUGGGUCAAUACGACGCCCCCUCCGGCCCACCACCCACCUACUCUGCCCCCGCUGCCGGCGGCGGCGAAGCAGCAUCCUACUACGGCAACUCUGGCGCUCCCGCCGCUCCCCAAAACAGCUACUACCCACCUCAACAAGGGUACUCGUCGCCUGCGCCCGACCCAAACAACCGCGGCUUCAUGCCUCCCCAGCAGGGAUACCCGCCUCAGGGCUACCCGCCGCAAGGAUAUCCGCCUCAGGGUGGCCAGCCUAUGUACUAUCAGCAACAAGGUUACCCGCCACCGCAGGGAUAUGUGCAGCAGGGUGGCGGUGGUAGCUCGGCCGGUGGUAUCUGCGCGGGUGUCAUGAGUGCGUUGGCGUGUUGUUGUUGUUUGGACAUUUUGUUCUAG